AUGAUUCACACCACGGGCGGGGGUGGCUUCGCCACGACGACGCAGGACCUCGUCAAGCUCAUUGAGACACCCAAGGAGCACUUUGGCGAGCACCUCGCGACGCUCGGGGGUAUCGAAGGCAUCGCAGCCACGCUCAAGUCGUCCUUGGUCGCAGGCCUCGACAGCAACAAUGCGCAAGACCUGCAGGCGCGCGAGGACGUGUUUGGCCGCAACUACAUUGAGCCCGAGAAGCCCGCGACGAUUCUUGAGCUCAUGUGGGAAGCCUUUCACGACUCUACGAUCAUCGUACUGACCAUCUCGGGCACGGUCUCGACCAUCCUGGGAUUUACGGUGCCACACGAAGGCGGCACCGGGUCUGACUGGGUUGAAGGAGCUUCGAUCCUUGGCGCUGUCUUGCUCGUCAUCACCGUCUCGGCUGUCAACGACUACCAGAAGGAGAAGCAAUUCGCGGCCCUCAACGCCAUCAAGGAGGACGAGAAGAUCAAGGUCAUUCGCAACGGC
Saprolegnia parasitica CBS 223.65 is the source of this 501-nucleotide messenger RNA. RefSeq lists its product as hypothetical. Gene Ontology annotation, cellular component: intracellular membrane-bounded organelle. NCBI's taxonomy places the organism in Eukaryota, Oomycota, Saprolegniomycetes, Saprolegniales, Saprolegniaceae. Gene Ontology annotation, molecular function: P-type calcium transporter activity. The transcript has a single exon. The annotation marks the transcript as partial. The record is from RefSeq and is a predicted model, not a curated record.